Messenger RNA from Sodiomyces alkalinus F11, 750 nucleotides. RefSeq lists its product as hypothetical. NCBI's taxonomy places the organism in Eukaryota, Fungi, Ascomycota, Sordariomycetes, Glomerellales, Plectosphaerellaceae. The record is from RefSeq and is a predicted model, not a curated record. The coding region runs from base 1 to 750 and encodes 249 amino acids. The transcript is spliced from 12 exons.
AUGUCUAGAGUAGCUGUUGAGAGCAUCACUUUCAUCACCAAGUUAGGAGUUGGCGUCGAUGACAACGAUAUAAAGGAAUUGGAACUACAGAACCCCAAUCUUCUUCAACACCAAGAUGGUGCCAAGCUGGAAGUGCAGGAUGCCUCGCGGGAGAGCUUCCACCAGAGGAGCCAUGUGAUGCCGGACAUAUUCCCUAAUGCAUCACAGUCGAAUACUCGCAUCAAGAAAGGACUGGGGAUUCUCAUGGGUGAUACCUGUUGCCCAUCUGGGGAAAGAGUUGAAAUUGCAGUGACGAGUCUUGUCCCCGAUCGUGUGCUCGUCCUUGAUAUCCGGUCCCCCACAUCGCGGGUUGGCAGUUUGCUGCCGAACAUAGGAACAAAACACGAAACGGGGAACAUGGAACGAGUCCUCCCGCACCACCAAGAACGGAAGGCCACCGCGCACUCCGUUGUUUACAUGUAUGGAGAGAAAGAGACAAAAGGACAAGGGGACAGGCAGAGACGGGGGGAUGCGUUCCGCGUUUUCUCGUGUUACUGGCACGGGAUGUCCUCCCGCUGCAUCUUCCGGGGUGAUUCUUUCGAAUCCAAGAACCAUUAUGCCAUCUCUACUCCUGCACCAUCCAUCCAAAUCAUCUCCAAUCAUAAGAAACAAGCACGUUCUCUCCAGGCGCAUAAUAGGGUGCCAUCUGGCGUCACGUUGAAGGGGCGAAUCCUUCCUCUCUCCGAUCAUCGUCUCCGCUCCGCUGCAUAA